AUGGAUAAAUUCCUAGUCCGGGGAGCUCUGAAGCUCACACCAGAGAAGAGAAAGCAUCAGCCAAAUGAGGGGGAUGGAGACUGUACCAAGGAACAGAAGGGGACAGAGGAGAAAAGGCCCAGGCUGCCUGUGGCCCUCUCAGAUGAGCCCUGCCAGGGACGUGCCACCCCUUGGAGGGAAAUUCGGGCCGAGGGGCUGAACUGCCACUACACGAUCCUGUUUAGCAGAACCGAGGCUGACAGGCUCUUCCAAGAAUUGGAAAAGGAAAUUGAAUAUUUUGAAGGGGAGUUUACCAAACUGCAGGUCUUUGGCAAGUGGCACAACAUUCCAAGGAAGCAGGUGACCUACGGUGACCCUGGGCUGACCCACACUUACUCGGGCGUCACCUUCUCUCCCAAACCGUGGAUUCCAGUUCUGGAGCACAUCAGGGACCAGAUCCGGCGGGUCACGAGCCACACCUUCAACUUGGUUCUUAUUAACAGAUACAAAGAUGGACACGAUCACAUUGGGGAGCACAGGGACGAUGAGCAAGAGCUGGUCCCUCACAGCCCAAUCGCUUCAGUCUCCUUCGGGGCCUGCAGGGACUUUGUCUUCCGGCACGGGGCUUCCCGGGGCAAAAGAGCCUCGUGCCGCAUCGAGCCCAUCAAGCUGCAGCUGGAACACGGCAGCUUGUUGAUGAUGAACUUCCCAACCAACCGCCACUGGUACCACAGUUUGCCCAGCCGUAAGAACGUCUUGGCUCCGAGAAUCAACCUGACCUUUCGGAAAGUUAUGGCUCUCUAG
Messenger RNA from Euleptes europaea (tarantolino), 783 nucleotides. RefSeq names its product alkB homolog 2, alpha-ketoglutarate dependent dioxygenase (gene ALKBH2). The transcript has 3 exons. Gene Ontology annotation, biological process: DNA repair. NCBI's taxonomy places the organism in Eukaryota, Metazoa, Chordata, Lepidosauria, Squamata, Sphaerodactylidae. Bases 1 to 783 code for a protein of 260 amino acids. The record is from RefSeq and is a predicted model, not a curated record.